AUGGGUGAUUUCAAUUCAGUGCUGCAUGCAGGUGAUAGAAUCCAUGGUAGCCAAGUUUCUGAUGCAGAAAUAAGAGAUUUUGAUGCUUGCAUUGAUGCAACAGGGCUGAUAGAGAACAAGAGUUAUGGAAAUUUCUUCUCCUGGAACAAUAAAGGGCAAGGUGAUUUGAGAAUACAUUCCAGAAUUGAUUGGGCCUUUGGGUGUGGUAACUGGCAUACUAGUUAUCCAGAUGUAUGUGUGGACUAUCUGAACCCAGGUUUAUCAGACCACUCCCCUCUUCUGCUGGAUUGUAAAGUGGUGAGACAAAGGGGAAGUAGACCAUUUAAGUUCUUCAAUUACAUGGCUGAGCACCCUAAGUUCCAUCAGAUUGUGCAAGAAGGAUGGGGAUCUAUUGUAAAUGGAACUGCUAUGUUUCAAGUGUGGCACAAACUGAAAGUCAUCAAGCAGGGUCUGAAAACUUUGCAUAGAGAAGAAUUUGCUAGGCUGGAGGAGAGAAUUGAUGGUAUUAGGAGGGAGCUGGAUGACACUCAAUCUCAAGCUCUCAAACAGAAAUCAAGAAUCCAGUGGUUGAAAACUGGUGAUUCAAAUACAAAGUUCUUCUUCACAGCAGUAAAGGAGAGAUAUGCUAGGAACAGUAUUGAUGUUCUUUAUGAUGCUAAUGGGAGGAAGCUUACCACUGCUGCAGAGAUUAAAGAUGAGAUCAAAACUUUCUAUCAUGGUCUUAUUGGUUCUGCUGCAGACACUUUGGAGGGUAUUGAUGUUACAGUUGUGAGACAAGGUAAACAACUUUCUGCAGCUUCAGCUCAAUCUUUAGUUCUUCCUGUCUCAACUGCUGAGAUUGAUAUGGCACUGAAAGGGAUUGGCAACAAUAAAGCUCCUGGUUUAGAUGGGUUUAACAGUUUCUUUUUCAAAGAAGCUUGGAGCAUCAUUAAAGAUGACAUUUAUGUGGCUGUUCAGGAUUUCUUCUCCACAGGGAAACUUCUGAAAUAA
Messenger RNA from Spinacia oleracea (spinach), 990 nucleotides. RefSeq lists its product as uncharacterized. Bases 1 to 990 code for a protein of 329 amino acids. The transcript is spliced from 2 exons. NCBI's taxonomy places the organism in Eukaryota, Viridiplantae, Streptophyta, Magnoliopsida, Caryophyllales, Amaranthaceae. The record is from RefSeq and is a predicted model, not a curated record.